Vanessa tameamea is the source of this 1147-nucleotide messenger RNA. RefSeq names its product regucalcin-like. The transcript is spliced from 5 exons. Lineage: Eukaryota; Metazoa; Arthropoda; Insecta; Lepidoptera; Nymphalidae. Bases 183 to 1097 code for a protein of 304 amino acids. Gene Ontology annotation, biological process: L-ascorbic acid biosynthetic process. The record is from RefSeq and is a predicted model, not a curated record. Gene Ontology annotation, molecular function: calcium ion binding; gluconolactonase activity.
AUGAAAAUAAGUGCUAUUGACGAUAAAGUGUGCUGUGUUGAUGUGUUCAAUGUGACCGUGCGAGUUCUGUUAUCUCAUUGUGUAGCGUUAUUGUAGUCCUUAAGUUUAAUUUCAAGUCAUACUUGAGACGACGUUGAGGCAGACAAAUCAUUAGUUCCAGUACUACUACUUGUAAAGAAAAGAUGUCAUUAACAAUAAAGAAAAUAAUUGAGCCCUUGGAGUUGGGCGAGGGACCACAUUGGGACGAUCGGCAGCAAGCUUUGUACUUCGUGAACAUCUUGAAGGGUACCAUUCACAAGUAUGUGCCGGCUACUGGAGAACACACGAAGACUAAACUUGAUGGGUCAGUAGGUUUCAUAGUACCGGUUAAUGGCACCACUGAUCAGUUCCUAAUUGGUUUGGAGAGGAAAUUCGUUAUAGUCCAGUGGGACGGAAAAGAGGGUAGUGCGACCAAGAUUGUCCGCGAGCUGGGCACCGUUGACCAGAAUGUCGUGCCGAAUACCAGAAUAAAUGACGGAAAAGCUGAUCCCCGUGGCAGGGUGUAUGCAGGUACGAUGGGCCAUGAAGAUCGUCCAGGAAACAUACUCCCAAACCAGGGUUCUCUGUACCGCGUGGAUAAAACGGGUAUACACAAGCUGUGCAGCGAAAUCGGAAUCUCCAACGGCCUCGCGUGGGACCUCGCACGGAAGGCGUUCUAUUACACGGACACCAUGGAGCGGAGAAUCCGGAGAUACGACUACGACGUAGACACGGGAAACAUAACUAAUCUGAAAUAUAUAUUUGACUUGGAAAAGAACAAAGUUGAUGGCAUGCCUGAUGGUACCACUAUAGACAGCGACGGUAACUUAUGGGUGGCGGUGUUCAAUGGAUCUUGUGUUAUAAAAAUCGACCCCACCAGUGGUAAGUUACUUCAAAAAGUUCCGAUUCCAGUACCCCAAGUAACCUCAGUGACCUUUGGCGGGCCAAACUUCGAUAUAUUAUUUGUGACCACCGCGAGUUUGAAUAUAGGUGGUGCCCAGGAACCGCCCUGUGGUUCUACAUACAUGGUUACUGGAUUGGGGGUGAAGGGUCUUCCUAAUAUGAAUUUUCAAUGCUGAUGUAAUAGAUUUAAGCAUUUAAUUUUUCUUAUAAAAAAUCAUAAAUAGUU